This is a messenger RNA of Centruroides sculpturatus (bark scorpion), 2977 nucleotides long. It is a transcript of the gene DNAlig3, whose product is annotated as DNA ligase 3-like. The record is from RefSeq and is a predicted model, not a curated record. Gene Ontology annotation, molecular function: DNA binding; zinc ion binding; DNA ligase (ATP) activity. Gene Ontology annotation, biological process: mitochondrial DNA repair; lagging strand elongation; DNA recombination. Gene Ontology annotation, cellular component: DNA ligase III-XRCC1 complex. The transcript has a single exon. Bases 395 to 2851 code for a protein of 818 amino acids. NCBI's taxonomy places the organism in Eukaryota, Metazoa, Arthropoda, Arachnida, Scorpiones, Buthidae.
AAUUUAACUAGUUUAAAUUGUUUAUAAUAUAAUAAAGAUUCAUUCAUUCUGUCAUUAUUGAUUUUUCCGAAAUUUCUAGGGAAGUUCUAGGGAAUUCGAAAAUAAAAGUUUUAUCGGUGCAUUAACCUCGUUCCUAUUUCAGUUCUAUUGUUAUACUAUUGUAUAUAAAAAGAUUUUACGUAUUUUCUAUUUGCUAAACUUUCAUUAAUUUGAGUUUUAAAAAUUAAACGAUAAAACGCCAUUAAAUAAAUGACGUCACUUUUUCGCGAAAGUGGUUGCGACACCAAGCGAUUGUUGAGUUAACUAUGCGUAGAUGUGUUUACCGAUUGUCGUGGUAACGUUUUGUUAUGUUUAGAGGACGGUUUCGUCAUGUUUAAUGUGGUUUUAAGCAGUUAUGGCCAACAAUAGAUAUUGUGUAGAUUAUGCUAAACGAGGCACCGCGUCCUGUAAGGAAUGUAAGGAAAAAAUUGAUAAAGGAUGCUGUAGAAUUGGUAAAGUCGUGCCAAAUCCUUUUACUGAUGGAGAAGGUGAUAUGAAACAGUGGUAUCAUGUAGCUUGUAUGUUUAAGCAGUUAUCGAGAGCUCGAGCUACUACGAAGAAAAUAGAAAAGCCUGCAGAUUUAGAAGGAUGGGAAGAUCUAGAAGAAAACGAUAAAGACGAGAUACUUAAACACAUGCAACCCUCAAAGUCUCCUCCAUCUCCAAGAAAAAAGCAAAAGUUCGACGAUACAGUCAAUGCCUUUAGUUUAAAAAAAGAAAAUCCGAAAAUAGUUGGAAACAAAACAAAAGGCGAUUCUUUUAAAGAUUUUCGACGUUUAUGUGCUAAUAUUGCCGAAGAAUCAAGUUACCUAAAAAAAUCUCAAGCAGUUAGUGAUUUUCUCAAGGCAGAUCCAAAUAGAGAUCUUUAUCUUUGGGUUAAAAUGCUGUUACCAGCUGUAAGUAAGAGAAUAUAUAAUUUGCAAAGCAAACAGUUAGUAAAAUUAUUUAGUCAAAUAUUCGGAACAAAUCAAGAGAGUAUGCUUGAAGAUCUAGAAAAUGGAGAUGUUGCCGAAACAAUUAGAAUAUUUUUCGAAGAAUCUGCAAGUUGUCAACCGAUAAAAAAAAGCAACUUAACCUUGAAGGAAGUUGAUAAAUAUUUGGAAGAACUUUCGAAUGUGACAAAAGAAGAAGAACAAACUAAGAUAUUACAAAAAAUUACACAGAGGUGUACUGGAAAUGAUUUAAAAAUGAUAAUUCGUUUGAUUACUCAUGAUCUGAGGUUCAAUGCUGGACCUAAACAUAUUUUAGAUGGCAUUCAUCCUUCUGCAUAUGAAGCAUUUCAGACAUCACAUGAUUUAAAAUCUAUUAUUCAAAGAAUUAAUGAAGAAGGAAAAAAUGGAGAAUCUAGUCUUUCUAAACAAUUGGCAGUUUUGACUCCUGUUCUACCAAUGCUAGCCGAACCUUGUCGUUCUGUAGAAAAUGCCUUUAAAAAAUGCCCAAACGGCAUGUAUGCUGAGAUUAAAUAUGAUGGAGAACGUGUUCAAGUUCAUAAAAAAGGUAAUACUUUUACAUAUUUUAGUCGAAGUUUAAAACCUGUACAACAGCAUAAAAUAUCACAUUUCAAAGAUCACAUAGCUAAAGCUUUUCAACAAGGAAAAGACUUGAUUCUUGACUCUGAAAUUCUGCUAUUAGAUACAAAAACAGAUAAACCAUUGCCAUUUGGUACUUUAGGUGUUCACAAGAAGACUGCCUUUAAGGAUGCAACUGUUUGUUUAUUUGUGUUUGAUUGUAUAUAUUACAAUGGAAAAGAUCUAAUGGAUUGUCCUCUUAAAGAAAGACGAAAAAUUCUGCAAGAAAAUAUGGAAGAAGUUAAAGAUCACAUUAAAUUUUCUGAAAUGAAAUUUAUUAAAACUCGAAAAGAAUUAAAUGAUAUGAUGACAUCAAUAUUCAAACAAGGAUUAGAAGGACUUGUUUUAAAAGAUCCAUUGAGUACUUAUAAACCUGGAAAACGACAUUGGCUGAAAGUCAAAAAAGAUUAUCUUCAUGAGGGUAGCAUGGCUGACAGUGCAGAUUUAGUUGUUUUAGGUGCAUAUUUUGGUACUGGUAGUAAAGGUGGAAUGAUGUCAAUUUUUUUAAUGGGUUGCUUCGAUAAGACAUCCCAAAAGUGGUGUACAGUUACUAAAGUACAUGGAGGACAUACUGAUGCAGUUUUAGAAAAAUUACAAACAGAAUUAGACAUGGUGAAAGUUAACAAUGACACAGAUAUCCCUCAUUGGUUAAACGUUAAAAAAUCUUUAAUUCCAGAUUUUGUUUGUAAAGAUCCAAAAACAUCACAGGUAUGGGAGAUUGCAGGAGCAGAAUUUUCUAAAGCUGAAGCUCAUACAGCAGGAAUAUCAAUAAGGUUUCCUCGUGUUACUUUAAUUCGUUAUGAUAAAACUUGGAAAGAGGCAACAACUUUAGAAGAGUUGGAAGUCUUAUAUGAGAAGUCUAAACAAACUGCUGAUUUUGAAAUAUUAGAUAAUGAUAAAGAUAAUUCAGUAUUAAUGAACAAAGAAAAUACACCAAAAAAAGGAAUAAAACGACAUUGUUUGGAAGAUUCUAAUUCACCUAAAAAAGUGCUUGUAGAUAUAUUUACUAAUGUUAAGUUAUAUAUUCCUGAAGAUGUAGAUAAUUUUGAAACACUGAAGAGAUAUUUCAUAGCUUAUGGUGGCAUUUUACUUCAGAAUCAUGAAAUUAAAAAGUCAACACAUUUUCUUGACAUUGUUAAUUCAAAUCCACCAAAAAAUGCUAUUAUUAUUGUUAUUGACUGGCUAUGGGAUAGUAUUAAACUGCAAGAACGUUUACCUGUUGAACAAUAUAAGCCCAAUUUUUAAAAUAAUUUUAUCCUUAAAAAUUUUUGUUUAUUGAAUCCAUCAAAAUUGCAGAUUGAUCCAUAAAACUGAUUAUUUUUUGUUGAUUUUGAAAUAUGGAGUUUUGUAAAAUCAUGGAACUAAAUUAAA